AUACGCUCGCAACGUGAUGACGUCGUACAUUGGAAAAUUUCAAGGUGUAUACAACGUUCCUGAAAAGCUUACGUUACUCGCAGUUUCUCCCUACCUGAGAUACACAUCGUGGUACACACAGGCGUGGUGACCACAUCGACUGUACUGCGAGAACUGCCAACCAUGACUGGGAUAGUUGUCUCAGUUCUGGUAACUGUGUUACUGGCGUCUUCGGGGAGUGCAACACCGACUGAGGACCCACAUUGUAAGGAUAAGUCAAACAGAUGUCACACAUAUGCAAAGUCAGGGUUCUGUGCAAAGGAGAGUUCCAUGUACACGUUCAUGUCGAUACACUGUCAGCGGACUUGUAAUGUGUGCCCUCCUUGUAAGGACAAGUUAAAAAUAUGUCCAACCUAUGCGAAGAUGGGAUACUGCUCUAUGGGGCAUAACAUGUUCCCAUUCAUGUUCAGAACCUGUCCUGAAGCGUGUAAUCUUUGUGGAGACUCUAAACAUCCUCAUCAACAUGACACAACAUCGCUUCCUCCACCACGAACAGUUGAAAACCCACAUUGUAAGGAUAAGUCAAACAGAUGUCACGCAUUUGCAAAGUCAGGGUUUUGUGCAAAGGAGAGUUCCAUGUACACGUUCAUGUCGAUACACUGUCAGCGGACUUGUAAUGUGUGCCCACCUUGUAAGGACAAGUUAGAAAUAUGUCCAUGGUAUUCCAAGAAGGGAUACUGCUAUAUGGGGCAUUCCAUGUUCCCAUAUAUGUUCAGAACCUGUCCACAAACGUGUAAUCGCUGUGGAGACUCUGAAGGUCCUCAUCAACAUGACACAACAUCGCUUCCUCCACCACGAACAGUUGAAAGUGACGGAAACUCCCAACCUCCUCAUCAACUUGAAACAACAUCUCUCCCUCCGCCACGAACUGAUGAAAACCCACAUUGUAAGGAUAAGUCAAACAGAUGUCAAGCACAUGCAAAGAAAGGGUUUUGUGCAAAGGAGAGUUCCAUGUACACGUUCAUGUCGAUACACUGUCAACGAACUUGUAAUGUGUGCCCACCUUGUAAGGACAAGUUAAAAAUAUGUCCAACCUAUGCGAAGAUGGGAUACUGCUCUAUGGGGCUUACCAUGUUCCAAUUCAUGUUCAGAACCUGUCCACAAACGUGUAAUCGUUGUGGAGACUCUGAACGUCCUCAUCAACAUGAAACAACAUCGCUUCCUCCACCACGAACAGUUGAAAGUGACGGAAACUCCCAACCUCCUCAGCAACUUGAAACAACAUCUCUCCCUCCGCCACGAACUGAUGAAAACCCACAUUGUAAGGAUAAGUCAAACAGAUGUCAAGCACAUGCAAAGAAAGGGUUUUGUGCAAAGGAGAGUUCUAUGUACACGUUCAUGUCGAUACACUGUCAGCGGACUUGUAAUGUGUGCCCUCCUUGUAAGGACAAGUUAAAAAUAUGUCCAACCUAUGCGAAGAUGGGAUACUGCUCUAUGGGGCAUAACAUGUUCCCAUUCAUGUUCAGAACCUGUCCACAAACGUGUAAUCGUUGUGGAGACUCUGAACGUCCUCAUCAACAUGAAACAACAUCGCCUUCUCCACCACGAAAAGUUGAAAACCCACAUUGUAAGGACGACUCAAACAGAUGUCAAGCACAUGCAAAGAAAGGGUUCUGUGCAAAGGAGAAUUACAUGUACUCCUUCAUGUUAAGGCAAUGUCAACGAACUUGUAAUGUGUGCCCACCGUGUAAGGACAAGUUAAAACUAUGCCCAAGCUAUGCCGAGAAGGGAUACUGCUAUGUGGGACAAAGCAUGUUCUCAUUCAUGUUCAGAACCUGUCCAGAAUCGUGUAAUCGUUGUGGAGACUCUGAACGUCCUCAUCAACAUGAAACAACAUCGCUUCCUCCACCACGAACUGUUGAAAGUGACGGAGAUUCCCAACCUCCUCAUCAACAUGAAACCACAUUUCUCCCUCCGCCACGAACUGAUGAAAGUCUGAGACCUCGGACGCACAGAGAUGACAAGCUAGAAGUGGAUUUCGGACAACAUACGUUCUCCUUUUCAAUCGGAUAACGGCGAAAGUUCUGUGGUUAUAUAACAUAAGUGUAAACCAUACCGCCAGAACGUCACAUGCAGCGUUAGAAGCAGGACCAUAAAAAGCUGAAUUUCACAACAGGUGCAAGGGAAGACGAUGUUAUUCAAAGGAAAUAACUCUUAAGGCUUGUUAUGAUUCUUGUUACUUGCUGACAGUGGGAGGAAUACCUUGUAUCUGUUGAAGUUUUUAAAUAACAUGCAAUCUCA
Molecule: messenger RNA, 2280 nt
Organism: Haliotis rufescens (red abalone)
Lineage: Eukaryota; Metazoa; Mollusca; Gastropoda; Lepetellida; Haliotidae
Exons: 21
Coding region: 163-2052 (629 amino acids)
Molecular function (GO): metal ion binding
Source: RefSeq, a predicted model, not a curated record